AUGGCUUCAGUAUCUGAGCUCGCCUGUAUUUACUCGGCUCUCAUCCUCCACGACGAUGAAGUCACUGUCACCGAGGACAAGCUGCACGCCCUGAUCAAGGCAGCCGGCGUUACCGUUGAGCCUUUCUGGCCCAGCCUCUUCGCCAAGGCUCUGUCAAACGUCGAUAUCGCCAGCCUGAUCUGCAAUGUCGGUGCUGGUGGCGGUGGAGCACCAGCCGGAGCCCCUGCAGCUGGAGGAGCUGCCGCCCCGGCAGAGGAGAAGAAAGAAGAGAAAAAGGAAGAGUCCGAGGAGUCUGACGACGACAUGGGCUUCGGUCUUUUUGAUUAA
Messenger RNA from Nerophis lumbriciformis (worm pipefish), 327 nucleotides. NCBI's taxonomy places the organism in Eukaryota, Metazoa, Chordata, Actinopteri, Syngnathiformes, Syngnathidae. The record is from RefSeq and is a predicted model, not a curated record.